Orcinus orca (killer whale) is the source of this 945-nucleotide messenger RNA. It is a transcript of the gene TMEM126A, whose product is annotated as transmembrane protein 126A. The transcript has 5 exons. Bases 197 to 805 code for a protein of 202 amino acids. Gene Ontology annotation, biological process: mitochondrial respiratory chain complex I assembly. Gene Ontology annotation, cellular component: mitochondrion. Lineage: Eukaryota; Metazoa; Chordata; Mammalia; Artiodactyla; Delphinidae. The record is from RefSeq and is a predicted model, not a curated record.
CCGCCUUGGGCCGUGUCACGUGGUAGCCAAAAUGGCUGCGCCCGGGCGACUUGAGCGAAGGUUGGAGUGAGCACUCGCGUGGCUGAUGGAGGCAGUGACUGCUGGUCGGAGAGCGUAAGGUACCGGCAUUCCGGGUAAAAGGGUGCAGUAAAAGAUACACAUUAUUGAAAAAUGACAUUUUAAUUUAAGGCUCAAGAUGGAAAAUCAUAAACCAGAUGGUACUGUCAAGAAGAACUUAAUUGAAAUCAUAACCAGAAAAAUUAACCAACUUCCAGAAGCAGAAAGGAAUCUGCUUGAAAAUGGAUCAACAUAUAUUGGACUUAAUGCUGCCCUCUGUGGCCUAAUAGCAAAUAGUCUCUUUCGACGCAUCCUACAUGUGACACAGGCUCCUGUAGCUGCUGGCUUACCAAUGGCAGUGAUCCCAUUUUUGAUGGCACACGUAUCUUUCAAAGGUUUUGUAAGUUUACCUUUGAAUACAGAACUAAUUUAUUUCCUAGGUGAUUUACAUUGUGAAACCUGUACCAUAACACGAGGUGGACUGGUUGGUCUUGUUGUUGGUGGCCUGUACCCUGUUUUCUUGGCUAUCCCUGUGAAUGGUGGCCUAGCAGCCAGGUAUAACUCAGCCCUGCUACCCGAGAAAGGAAACAUCUUAAAUUACUGGAUUAGGAUUUCUAAGCCUGUCUUUAGAAAGAUGUUAUUUCCCAUUUUGCUCCAGACUGGGUUUGCAGCAUACCUUGGGUCUAGACAAUACAAACUACUUAUAAAGGCUCUUCAGUUACCUGAACCUGACCUAGAAAUUCAGUGAUGGUUAAGCAAAUCUGUACACAAAAAUAAAACUGUAAAAAUAACCUACAUCUAAGUAUGAAUAAAUAAGACUUGUAAUUUAUUACAUGAGGUACAAUUCUGGGAUCUACAACAAAAGGCUGAAUAAAUUAUUCAACACUA